Messenger RNA from Brugia malayi, 573 nucleotides. RefSeq lists its product as uncharacterized. Gene Ontology annotation, biological process: reciprocal meiotic recombination. The coding region runs from base 1 to 573 and encodes 190 amino acids. The record is from RefSeq and is a predicted model, not a curated record. Gene Ontology annotation, molecular function: double-stranded DNA binding. The transcript is spliced from 5 exons. Lineage: Eukaryota; Metazoa; Nematoda; Chromadorea; Rhabditida; Onchocercidae.
AUGUUGGAAUUAUUUUAUGAAAGCAACGAAUUUUUUCAGAUGAAAGAUCUUGAAAAAAUUGCUCCAAAAAAGAAAGGAAUUGUUCCGCAAUCGGUGAAAGGGAUAACACAACUGUUGGUUGAUGAAGGUUUGGUUGAGUGCGAAAAGAUUGGUACUUUUGUUUGCUAUUGGGCAUUUCCAUCACAAGCAGUGAUUACACGCAAAAAGCAAUUGCAAGAAUUAGAUGAAAAGAUUUAUAAUUUGGAGACAAAAUUGCAAGAAUUGAAAACUGAUGUUGCAGUAGCAAAAAAUGGAAAGGAAGCAACUGCAGAGCGAGAAAAAUUACAGUUGCAAAUUAAUGAAUUGCAAACGAAGCAUGAAACAUUAAUGAAAAAAUUGGAAAAACUAAGUGAGGAAGGCCCUGAAGCUAUUGCACGACUUGAAAAUGAGACAGCUAAAAUUCGUGAUAAAGCAAAUCGUUGGACUGAUAACAUAUUUGCGGCAAAAAAAUGGUGUAAAAAGAAGUUUAAUAUAGAAGAAAAAGUAUUGAAUGCGCAAUUUGAAAUACCGUCAGAACUUGAUUAUUUGGAUUGA